Messenger RNA from Desarmillaria tabescens, 1237 nucleotides. RefSeq lists its product as uncharacterized. NCBI's taxonomy places the organism in Eukaryota, Fungi, Basidiomycota, Agaricomycetes, Agaricales, Physalacriaceae. Bases 163 to 1110 code for a protein of 315 amino acids. The record is from RefSeq and is a predicted model, not a curated record. The transcript has 6 exons.
CGGCUCGAAAUUCCUGGAAAAUGCUGCUCAAUGGCCAAUUCCAGGAGAGGUGAGGUGCCACACACUUCUAUCUUUCCUCGUUGGAAGAACUUGGCAUCCUGACCGGGCUGCGCCAUGUUUGUCAACUAUGAGUGAGCUCGUCGAGUUGAGCAGCCGUCGAAGAUGCCGAUGUUCGAUGUAGCAGUCCAAGCGCGGUGUGUGACGGAUCGUGACAUGUCUCGUCUGCACCGACCGCCUCCCACCAAUCAACGCUCCCGAGACACGCUCAACCAGGCGUUGCAUUUUCCGGUUGACUCUGCUCUCAAGAACCUCAAGAAAUGCAGGAAUCAUUUGAAAACGAUUCUUGCUACUUAUCAGGAUGAACGUGAAAUUCUGGAGCGCUUGUACUACAAGGGAAAGAACCAGCACCGCUCAGCUUUAUUCUGGAAGCGUGUGGUAGAAACUCGUCGAUACAGCAACCGCCUCAACGAAUUAGACCCUGUCAUGCUAAUAGAUGAUAUGCAACAGUCAUUCUUCGAUGCGAACUCGGCUAAUAUGAAAAAAGCGCUUAAAGGCGCAUGGACGUGCUAUCCGGACCACAAGUUCGUUUCAUACAUGCGAAACCGAUUAGAAUUGAUAUCUGAUUUCGCUUCAAAGACACACGCGCGACUGAGUCAGGCUUAUAGAUCACUAAGUCUCGCUAUGCAAUCGGGGGCGUUCAUUCAGUACAUUGUCCUCUUGGUUGCUAUCAUAUCUCGAAUGGAUAUCCUCACUGUUGAACUACUAGCGGGAAUUCAGCAGGCAUCUUCAACCGUUCGACAACUGCAUGAUAUCUUGAAAAAUCUAGCUCACACCACGUCGCCCAAAGUGAUGUUUCAGGGCCUUGAUAUAAUCAGCAUGGAUCCCGCACAGUUGGACCCCAGUGCCUUGGGCUGUUUAGUCUCGGACACGAUUACGUCGGAAACAGAUGCACCCAGGACACCCGCCCCGCUUCCAUCAGUUACUCAUGAUUCUUCCCUUGACGGUGACCGCAGCAUGCUUGCACAAGCAGAGGAGCCAGUGGAGAUUAUUGUUAAGAGGAAAAGGACCAAGAAGAAGAAAGAUGAAAUUGAUGAUAUCUUCGGUUUCUAAUCCACUCUGUGGGUGUCAAACCUGGUUCAUUGUAGUGGCUACCUAAAAAAGGUUCCCGGAAUUUGUACCAAAUAGUAGUACGAAGAGAAGUGAAAAAACAAAGAAAGAUGAGAUCACAUCAACGAAA